AUGUCACAAAGGGCACGCAAUUACCCGCCCGAGAACUACCAUACACCCUCGUUCCCCAGCAUCAACUGGCAGCUUAGAGACCUAACAGACGAUCAUCGCUGGAGCCUCUUUCACAUCGGCGACAUUUGGCGCUUCACCGUGCUAUGGACCACCAUCAUCUACGCCGUCGUGCACCUCGGUGCUGCGGCCAUCACCAUCGCCAUGCACACCAAUAAGCGGGGGUCGCUGACAUAUCUCUGGGCCGUGCCGCUUCUGUACCUCAUCGUAUCCGGCGUACAAGCACUGGUCGCGGGUAGCGUAGUUGGGCUCAUCCUCGGCGCGGUCUAUAACGCCGGUUUCUUCUCUAUGUCGACCUGGAUUCCGUUGCUCUGGGGCGUCAUCAACGUUCUCGUCCUCAUCAUCGCGUCCUUCACCAUCCAGGGUGGUCUGUGA
This is a messenger RNA of Colletotrichum graminicola M1.001, 432 nucleotides long. RefSeq lists its product as uncharacterized. The transcript is spliced from 2 exons. The record is from RefSeq and is a predicted model, not a curated record. Bases 1 to 432 code for a protein of 143 amino acids. NCBI's taxonomy places the organism in Eukaryota, Fungi, Ascomycota, Sordariomycetes, Glomerellales, Glomerellaceae.